This is a messenger RNA of Pteropus alecto (black flying fox), 1269 nucleotides long. RefSeq names its product arginine vasopressin receptor 1B (gene AVPR1B). The record is from RefSeq and is a predicted model, not a curated record. Gene Ontology annotation, biological process: G protein-coupled receptor signaling pathway; positive regulation of vasoconstriction; regulation of systemic arterial blood pressure by vasopressin. Lineage: Eukaryota; Metazoa; Chordata; Mammalia; Chiroptera; Pteropodidae. The transcript is spliced from 2 exons. Gene Ontology annotation, molecular function: vasopressin receptor activity; peptide binding. Bases 1 to 1269 code for a protein of 422 amino acids. Gene Ontology annotation, cellular component: membrane.
AUGGAAUCUGGGCCUCCUUGGGCGGCCAACCCUAUCCCUGGGAGCACCCUCUCUGCCCCCAAUGCCACCACGCCCAGGCCUGGCCGGGAUCAGGAGCUGGCCAAGGUGGAGAUCGGAGUCUUGGCCACUGUCCUGGUGCUGGCAGCAGGGGGCAACCUGACGGUGCUGCUGAUGCUGGGCCAGCGGGGCCGCAAGCUCUCCCGCAUGCACCUGUUUGUGCUGCACCUGGCCCUGACUGACCUGGGCGUGGCGGUCUUCCAGGUGCUGCCCCAGCUGCUGUGGGACAUCACCUAUCGCUUCCAGGGCUCCGACCUCCUCUGCCGGGCCAUCAAGUACCUGCAGGUGCUCAGCAUGUUCGCCUCCACCUACAUGCUGCUGGCCAUGACACUGGACCGCUACCUGGCCGUGUGUCACCCUCUGCGCAGCCUCCAGCAGCCCAGCCAGUCUACCUACCCUCUCAUCGCUGCUCCCUGGCUGCUGGCUGCCAUCCUCAGCCUCCCUCAAGUCUUCAUUUUUUCUUUGCGGGAGGUGACUCAGGGCUCCGGAGAACUGGACUGCUGGGCAGACUUUCGCUUCCCUUGGGGGCCACGGGCCUACAUCACCUGGGCCACCCUGGCCAUCUUCAUCUUGCCUGUGGCCAUGCUCACAGCCUGCUACAGCCUCAUCUAUCACGAGAUAUGUAAGAACCUAAAAGUCAAGACGAAGACCUGCAGGGUAGAAGGAGGGGGCUGGAAGACUUGGGGCGAGCCCUUGCCUGCUGCCCCAGCUGCGGCCACGCGAGGACUGCCAUCCCAGGUCAGCAGCGUCAGCACCAUCUCGAGGGCCAAGAUCCGAACUGUGAAGAUGAGCUUUGUCAUCGUGCUGGCCUACAUCGCCUGCUGGGCACCCUUCUUCAGCGUCCAGAUGUGGUCUGUGUGGGACGAGAAUGCCCCUGACGAAGAUUCAACCAAUGUUGCUUUCACCAUCUCCAUGCUUCUGGGCAACCUCAGCAGCUGCUGCAACCCCUGGAUCUACAUGGGCUUUAACAGCCACCUGUGGCCUCGCCCCCUGCGCCAUCUGGCCUGCUGUGGGAGUCCUGGGCCCCGGAUGCGCAGGCAGCUCUCCAACGGCAGCUUCUCCAGCCGCCGCACCACGCUACUGACCCGCUCCAGCAUCCUGCCCACCCUCAGCCUCAGGCCCAGCUUCAGUGGGAGGCCUGGGCCAGAGGAGUCACUGAAGGAGUCAGAGCAGGUGGAUGGGGAAGGCGUCACUGAGACAGGCAUCUUUUAG